AUGACGCAAAAGAGGAACAUUAGUUACUUGAAGAAAAACUCUUUUGGUCGAUCUGAUUUUCCGGAGGGUUUCCUCUUUGGGACAGCCUCAUCGGCUUACCAAUAUGAAGGAGCCAUCAACGAAGCUCCUCGUGGAGAGAGUGUCUGGGACACAUUUGUUCGCAAAUAUCCAGAGAGAAAUUGCUACUCUAACGCGGACCAAUCAGUCGAGUUCUAUAAUCACUACAAGGAAGAUAUCCAGAGAAUGAAAGAUAUUAACAUGGAUGCUUUCAGAUUCUCUAUCUCUUGGCCUCGGAUUUUGCCUCUUGGAAAGAAAAGCAAAGGAGUAAACAAAGAAGGAAUCAAAUUCUACAACGAUCUCAUUGAUGAGCUCCUAGCUAACGGAAUCACACCUCUUGCCACUUUAUUUCACUGGGAUACUCCUCAAGCCCUUGAAGAUGAAUACAACGGAUUUCUAAGCGAAGAAGCUGUUAACGACUUCAAAGACUUCGCGGCCAUAUGUUUCGAAGAGUUUGGCGACCGUGUGAAAUUGUGGGUCACACUAAACGAGCCAUGGGUCUAUAGUAUUGGUGGUUAUGACACGGGAAGGAAAGCGCCCGGACGUGCCUCAAAAUACAUGAAUGAAGCAGCCAUGGCUGGAGAAUCUGGCCUCGAGGUUUAUACCGUUAGCCACAAUCUACUUUUGGCUCACGCGGAAGCCGUUGAAGUCUUUAGGAACAAUCCCAAAUGUAAAGAUGGCAAGAUCGGUAUCGCCCAUUGUCCCGUAUGGUUCGAGCCAUAUGACUCAAACUGCCCUGAUGAUAAAGAAGCAUGCGAACGAGCCAUGGAAUUCAUGUUCGGAUGGCAUAUGGAUCCUACGGUGUACGGAGACUACCCUGAAGUCAUGAAAAAAUCAAUCGGAAAAAGAUUACCCUCAUUUACCGCAGUACAAUCCAAUAAGCUAAGAGGAUCUUUUGACUUCGUGGGAGUAAAUUAUUACAGUGCUUUCUACGUAAAAAGUAUUGCUGAAGUUGACCAUAACACACCCAAUUGGAGAUCAGAUGCACGUGUCGAAUGGAGAAAACAAAACAAAGCAGGACAAACAUUGGGUGUAAGAGGUGGUUCAGAAUGGGACUUUCUAUACCCACAAGGACUUCGAAAAUUUCUAAGUUAUGCCAAGAAUAAAUACGAAAGCCCGAAAUUCAUAAUCACUGAAAACGGACAUUGUGAUAUAGAUUACGAGAAAAAACCGAAACUUUCUAAUUUGAUGGAUCUCCAAAGAACAGAAUACCACAAGAAACAUCUCCAAAGCAUUCAACAAGCCAUCAAGGAGGAUGGGGUUGAAGUUGAAGGAUACUUUGCGUGGUCGUUACUUGACAAUUGCGAAUGGAACGCAGGUUAUGGAGUCCGAUACGGCCUGUUCUACGUCGAUUACAACAAUGGACUAAAACGUUUUCCAAAAAUGUCUGCAAUGUGGUUCAAAGAGUUCUUGAAGAGAGAAGAAGAGAUUGAAGAUUCUGAGGAAGAAGAAUACUUGUUGAAGUCUGCAAUGAAGAAGAAGAGAUUCUUAUUAGCAACUGUUUCCGCCAAGAACCACUCUUCAAGACCUAAACUAAGAAGAAAUGAUUUCCCACAAGAUUUCAUUUUCGGAUCUGCAACUUCUGCUUAUCAGUGUGAAGGUGCUGCCCAUGAAGAUGGUAGAGGUCCAAGUAUAUGGGACACCUACUCUGAAAAUUUCCCAGAGAAGAUAUUGGAUGGUAGUAAUGGGUCCAUUGCAGAUGAUUCUUACAAUCUUUACAAGGAAGAUGUGAAUUUACUGCAUCAAAUUGGCUUCAGUGCUUACCGAUUCUCGAUCUCAUGGUCACGGAUUUUGCCUCGUGGGAAUCUAAAGGGAGGAAUCAACCAAGCUGGAAUUGACUAUUACAACAACUUGAUUAAUCAACUUUUGUUAAAAGGAGUGAAGCCAUAUGUCACACUCUUUCACUGGGAUCAACCACAAGCACUCGAAGAUGCUUACGGUGGCUUCCUCGGGGCCGAGAUUGUGAAUGAUUUUCGGGACUAUGCGGAACUUUGUUUCCAAGAGUUUGGAGAUAGAGUGAAUCAAUGGAUGACGCUAAAUGAGCCAUUAACAGUGGUACGCGAUGGUUAUUUAAAAGGCUCAAAGGCACCUGGGAGAUGUUCUAAUUUCACUAAACCUGAUUGCACUGGCGGUGAUGGAGCCACCGAGCCUUACCUUGUCGGCCAUAACUUACUCCUCGCUCAUGGAGCCGCGGUCAAAGUCUACAGAGAAAAGUACCAGGCUAAUCAGAAAGGUGAAAUUGGUAUCGCCCUAAACACAGAAUGGCACUACCCUUAUUCAGAGUCAUAUGCUGACCGGUCAGCCGCGGCUCGGGCCACAGCCUUCACCUUGGACUACUUCAUGGAGCCGCUCGUCAAUGGCAAAUACCCAAUUGAGAUGGUCAACCACGUGAAAGGCGGUCGUCUUCCUACAUUCACACCAGAGGAGUCCUCAAUGCUCAAAGGAUCAUACGAUUUCAUAGGCAUAAACUAUUACUCAUCUGCUUACGCAAAAGACGUGCCUUGUGCAACUGAAAACAUCACCAUGGGCACUGAUUCUUGCGUCGGUAUCGUAGGUGAGCGAAAUGGAGUGCCUAUCGGUCCAACGGCUGCGUCGGAUUGGCUCUUGAUUUACCCAAAGGGUAUUCGUGAUCUCCUACUAUAUGCAAAAAACAAAUUCAAUAAUCCCGCCUUGUACGUUACAGAGAACGGAGUUGAUGAAGCAAGUAUUGGAGAAAUAUUUCUUAACGACGAUUUGAGAAUCGAUUACUACGCCCAUCAUCUUAAGAUGGUUCGUGAUGCGAUCUCGAUGGGGGUGAAUGUGAAAGGAUAUUUCGCAUGGUCUUUGAUGGAUAAUUAUGAAUGGUCGGAAGGAUACACGGUCCGAUUCGGGCUAGUGUUUGUGGACUUUGAAGAUGGAGGUAAGAGGUAUCCAAAGAAAUCAGCUAAGUGGUUUAGGAAAUUGUUGAAGGGAGAAUAUAAUGGGACGAAGCAGCAGGUGGCUGCUAUUUAA
Molecule: messenger RNA, 3048 nt
Organism: Arabis nemorensis
Lineage: Eukaryota; Viridiplantae; Streptophyta; Magnoliopsida; Brassicales; Brassicaceae
Source: the annotation of a GenBank genome assembly